Seriola dumerili (greater amberjack) is the source of this 3075-nucleotide messenger RNA. RefSeq lists its product as uncharacterized. Gene Ontology annotation, molecular function: protein binding. The transcript has 10 exons. NCBI's taxonomy places the organism in Eukaryota, Metazoa, Chordata, Actinopteri, Carangiformes, Carangidae. The coding region runs from base 97 to 1995 and encodes 632 amino acids. The record is from RefSeq and is a predicted model, not a curated record.
UCCAGACCAGGAAGCCUCUCGCAUUAUACUGUUCUCACGCAGCAAACUAUGUUCACCCCGAGAGAAAGGCGUAGCUGAGUUUGACGGUCGUUUUCGAUGGAAACAAACGCAUUAAACCGUUUCAGCGUUGAGUUAAACAGGUCAUUCGGCGAUAGGAUUUUUAUCCUGCUUAUUUUAGGGAACAUUGUGACUGUAUUAGCUCUUCCUGGAGUUCAUAAUGAAACGGGCCCAAAUCUGGACUGUACCAACGACUUAGACACAGAGAUGUCUUGCCAAUUUGAAGCGCAAAACUGCUCUGGAUACGAUGUGACUCUGGUUUGGAACGAGAAAAAAGCGCCGGUGCAGUGUAUUCCUGAGCAGUGCAGUCGGGGGUGUUGUUGCUCUGUCAAAACGAUAAUUGUUCUUGGGGAGAGUCACAACGUAACAGUUUGGAAAGAUGGCCGAAUAAGGGAAUCCAAAAUCAUCAGCAUUAAAGAGAGCAUAAAGCCCAAAACCCCAACAAUCAUGUCAGUGCAUGAAGUCAACGGGAAUUUUCAUGUCAGGUGGAAAACGAACAUUGAUGACAUUACCAGUGAUAUGUUUACGCCUUAUGUGAUAUACCAUAAAAAAGGAGACACGGAAAAGGUCAAUAUGUCUGUCAGCAAAUCUACCAUUGGUGGGUUCAAUACCUGUGUAAUACUUGGUCAAAAAUUGGAACCAAGUACAAAAUAUUUGGUCAGCGUGCAAACCUACACUGAUCGGAGUGGCAAGUUCAGUGACAGUAGCAAAGAGUUGGAAUUCACAACCCCUGCCUCCUCUAAUGUCCUGCUCAUCGCACUCAUCAUCAUCCUCAGUAUUGCUGCAGUCCUAAUCAGCAGUGCUAUAUUUGUCUGCUCUGUAAAGUUGAAGACACGGUGGUGGGACCUGAUUUCCAAAGGUCCAAAUCCAAAACUUCUUAUUAUGCAUUCAUAUGACCAAGAGUGGUUGAAACCUGAGCCAACCAUUAUUUCCCCUGCCUGUGUUGAGACCCUUGUUCCUGAUGACGGCAAACCAUGGUCGAAGGGGUCACUGACAGACAAUAGCAGUGGGAGCUUUCAGCAAAGCAGUGGAAUCAGCACUGGAUCCUCUUGUCUCAGUUAUGCUAACACAGAACCUGCUGAUAUUAUAGCAGGGGUUCAUGAUGCCCUUGGUAAAGCCUUCCCCAAUAUCAGUCCAAUAUCACCUUUGACCACCAACCUGCUCACAGAAUCAAACAAAGACAGUGGUUUAUUCUCUGCUCCCAACAAUCCCUGUAGUGUCAGAGCUGAUGACGUGAAUUCUGGAUCAUCAGGCUUUGACAAUAAAACCUAUUCCAUUCUCGUUCCCAACUGCCCACGUCAGAUUAUGAUGGACAGCUCUGAAGUCCAGACACAGGAUGCAAUGCUUUGUGACUCUGCUUACCAUCCUAGUGAGGGUGACAUGGUGAUCUGUCCUGACCAACAGGUACCAGCGUGUCCGCUUCUUAAUUUACCACCGGUGGUUUCAUCUCCAAUGCCAUCAGACAUGUCAUAUCAGCCGUGCAAUGCAGAUUCUGGACGAUUAUCACUUGCAGACGACUCCAGUUUGUCCUCCAUCUCUAGUGGCACCAACACAACCGCCUCAUGUGAUCCUGUGUCCAGAGUUGAGGCUGGAUGUGACAGCUUUGAAGAGGCCACCAUAUGUGAUGACAAUCCCUGCUAUGGCUGCAUGCCUGCUGGCUCACCCAACUUUCCUCAAGUGAACGAUGACUACCAGGCAUUUCAAAGUCUAGUGGGACAGCCUGAUGUUUUAUUUUCAGAGCAGAGAAGUGUCGAGAGAGAGGAAGAUUUGGACAAAUAUCCAGCGGAAUCAUACACCAAGAUCCCUCCAGUCACUCCAGAUUUCAUUAACAAUGUUCAGAGUGACCAGGGUCUCUCUGAGCUCCAAAGACCUUUUCUCUCUCUGCACUCUGCUGAGCCUAUGACAGUCAUUACAGACAGCAGCUAUCAAAGUGUGUAGCGCUGAAUCUUUUCCAUUAACUUCUGUGACGUUAAAUAAUAAGCCUGGCUGAGAAAUGUUAGGAUGUGAGAGAGGGCUUCAGUUUUGAUGUUCACUUGUGAAUGAUGGACUUUGAGAUCUAUUUAAUAGCUUUUCCUGCGGUUCUAAUUCACAACAUCUGCCAGCACCUUGAGCUAACAUUGUUUUUUCAGCUUCGAUAUUACUAGUUUUAAAAUGGUGUAUAUAUUUUGGUGUAUAUAUUUUGUUUUUCUAUUUUGUUGCCUUGAUUCAAAGAAAACAAACUUUUGCACAUUAAGAACAAGUAAUUUGUGAAUACUUUGGAACUGUGCAGUGUUUAGAUCACAUGAUUGGUUUUGAUGUGAAACAUCCAUAAAGUUUCGUAUAUAAAAGCAUUAAUGUAUAAUUUCUGUCAGAGAACAGAAUGCAGUUGUUUGAGAUAAAAGGCUUUGAAUGUGUGCUUGCUACAAAUGCUUUAACAAAACAGCCACAGCCAACUCAUGUAUCUAUAUUUCACAGGUAGUAGUCAACUAAGGUAAUUUGUUUUUCAAAUUUAUAUUUGCAUAUCUCAUGAUCAAUGCAUUUUCCUUAAAUGUUUAAAUACUGUGAGAACCACACUGUCUGAAUGUCUUUUGUAAGACUUCAAUGAUGUUUAAAUGUACAGAGCCAUUUCUGGUAGUUCAUCUCAAUCUCUUUGAGCUGGAUUUGAUCAAGAGAGUCAUUAUAAGAAAAUAGCAUACACUUUGGUCAUCAAUCCUGAAUCUUUACAAAGAAUUAUAUUGUAACUGGCUGAAUUCUUUGUCCAAAACAAGCCACAACAAUCAGCUGACGUGUUAUAGCUGGUGUGGUUUAGGGUUGUGAAAUUACUUCCACAUAUCUCUUCGCUGGAACUGCUGAGGCACUUCCACAGAAAGACGCACUACACACACAGUAGACUAUGCUUAUCAUCACAGCUAAGGCGUGUAACUAAAACAACCAAAACAAAACUAUUUCACAAUAAAAAUAUGUUUGUAACUGUGAGCUAGUUGUAAAUGUUACUAUUAAGGGUUAUUUUUGUUUAAAUAAAAGUCCCUUCACAUUGUG